AUGCCGGCCUCGGCCGACACUGCGGGGCAGCAUGCGGAAGCCCCGUUGAUGGCCUCUUCAAACAAGCCGGCGCCAGUCGACAUACAGCAUCGCGGUGUCGUCGCCAGAAGAGAAAAGGACGCCGUGCCGACCCAGCAUGUCGACAGACAAGACUCCGACAGCAGCUGGAGGAGCGCUUUCCAAGGGCGUACCGACACCAUCUCGUCCAUGUCGACCGCGUCCAGCAUCACGGAACCGUCUAGUCCCGUCGCAGCCACUUUCCAUGACGAACCCACCAUCGUCGAUUACGCAAGCCCGUCAUCUAGUCGCCACUCCAGCUUCUAUUACCGGACAGGACCAUCCCGGGCGUUGUCGAUCGCCUUGACGGACCUAGACAAGAGCUCACCCUUCCAGGUUCUCCCACCCCUAAACAACACGCCGACGCCCAUAUUCACACCGACACCCAGGCCCCGCCGGCUCCAGGACUUAACCAUGACCCCAGUCUCCCACAGGGGAAGCUUUGGGAGACACCCAGGCCUGAGCCUGUCUCACACGGGUUCGGCCCCUGGUUCUCGGAGGGGAUCCAACCAGUCAGCCGCACCGUAUUCCGGAUUGGCAGCCGCCCACCCCGGACACAACACGAACCUCGGAAUAGCUGACAACGACUCUGGGCGUUCGCUCAGCCCCCCGACCAGCCCUGAGCUGCAGGCAGAACAGGACACCGCCGUCAAAGUCGAGGCUCCAGACAUGGCCAUGUUGAGCCGGGUCGGAUCCAUCGCUGAUGAGCCCCUGGCGCCAAUGGACGACAAUGACGACGACGACGGCGGCAUAACACCUGUCGAUACCAGACCGAACAAUCCACACGCGAGGGACACUCCAGCCUGCAAGUCCCCCAGAGAGGAACAGAACUGGAUCCCGGACGACGACACGUCCGACUCCAUGGUCGAAGACGACGCCGUGCUGCGUCUGGAGCCGCGCGACCGACUGGUCCAAGACGUCUGCGACAGGCUCCUGCGCGACGUCUUCGGCGUCGAGCUCAAGGACCUGGACCACACGGGCGCGGCUGCCGAGGCGUACAAGUCGGUCAGCUACUGUCUGGACGAGCUCUCGCACGUGGUUCCCGCUAGCGCUCUGCCUAACCCUGGGGAUUUCGUCCACGAGGCUUCUCCGGGAGACACUGGCUCGACGACCACCCGAUAUUUCGGGGCUGGUGGCGAUGCCGGCGCAGGUGCAGGCCGUAGCAACAAGCAGGACACUGGCAACGGCAACGGCGGCCAGAAGAGGCCUCUAGACAAUGGCGACAACGACCCGAACAACAACGGGUCUAGCGAUGGCAACGGCCCGGGCGGUGGCGGGGGUCCCGGCGGCAAGAAGCCCAAGCUGAUGUCGGAGCCUCAGGACCAAAACCUGAGCUGCCCGUUCCGCAAGAGGAACCCCGUCAGGUUCAAUGUCCGAGACCACCAGAGCUGCGCUGUGCAGUCCUUUCCCGACAUCUCUCAGCUCAAACGCCACGUCAAGAACUUCCAUAAGCCGAGAAGCGCCUCUGUCUUCGCGUGCCCGCGGUGUAAGCAGGACAUGAAAACAAAGGAGGCUUACGAGGACCACCUGGCAGUGCCCAACAAUGAGAUCUGCACGCCCCAGGAAGUACCGCCGAGUCCGGACCCCGAGAGCGGCAUCACGUCGCGGAUCGAGGACCUGCUCAACGGCCGCAAGGCAAACUCGAAGAUUGACACAUGGGACAGCCUCUUGCGCACCCUGUUCCCGCUCGACCUUGACCCGUUGGACCCUGAAUUUGUGCCCCCGAUCGAGCUUGACGAAGUGUGGUUCGAGUUUCAGGACGACCUCAACAAAGAAGAAUUGAGGCGUCGGAUGCAGCAAGAGGAAAUGAGAUGCUUGGAAGACGACGGGGACGUGAGGGACUCUGUUGAGCGGCGCAUCGCCGUGUGCAAUGAACAUAUCGAGCACGUCUUUGACAAGUGCCGAGCCAAGACCAAUAAUCUCUCUGGCCAGCCGAGACGCAAGCGGGGUCCGGCAACCAGCAAGCAAGCAGCAACAGCAAGCCCGGAAGACCAGCGGUACCUCACGCUCCCGCGCAACAUCCCCAAGAAGCAGGGCGGCGGCAGCCCGAGCAACGGCAGCAGCCUCUCGUCGUCCUUAGACACCAACAGUAACGGGUCCUGGGUCAAGAUUGGCCAGUCGCUCAUGCAAGCACCAGCAAGCGGCGUGGAGUAUCCGGUAUCGAUGGGAGGCGACGCUAUGGUUGCUGCCGCUACCGGCGGCGUGGGCCCCACAUGGGCCCUGUCAACCGGCUUCGGGGCUCAAUACCACAACGACAUGACCCCACGAGGCGGCAACAACCACAACAACGCCUAUGCCGACGACAUAUUCUACCACCAGCAGCACCACCAGCAACAACAGCAGGCUUCCGACGGCUACGGGGGGCACCGCCACGCACACCCGCACGUCCACUACCCGGGCAUGCCCGUGAGCAGCUAUCCCGAUCAGAACGUGCCGCUGAUGUCUCCGCCUAGUGAGCUCCCGCUACGUCUGCCGGUGCAGAUGCCAAAUCCGAGCCUGCCAGAGGCCAUGAACCGGGGCUAUUUCCCGCAUGGCUAUCACGCUGUGACGGAAGACACAGAGUACGACGGCUAUACGUCGCAGACGCAGCACAGCAUGGGCAGCAGCGGUGAUGGCAGUGACACCGAGCGAAUCCCGACGGCAUCGCGCCCAGCACGCCCAGCGCGUGACACAGGCGGCAGCCCCCUUAACCUCAGCCUCAGCCUGUUCGCCCGCCAGUUUGCCCCUAACUGCAACUGA
Messenger RNA from Lasiosphaeria miniovina, 2796 nucleotides. RefSeq lists its product as uncharacterized. The record is from RefSeq and is a predicted model, not a curated record. Bases 1 to 2796 code for a protein of 931 amino acids. The transcript is spliced from 5 exons. Lineage: Eukaryota; Fungi; Ascomycota; Sordariomycetes; Sordariales; Lasiosphaeriaceae.